This is a messenger RNA of Alternaria atra, 1425 nucleotides long. RefSeq lists its product as uncharacterized. The transcript has 3 exons. Lineage: Eukaryota; Fungi; Ascomycota; Dothideomycetes; Pleosporales; Pleosporaceae. The coding region runs from base 1 to 1425 and encodes 474 amino acids. The record is from RefSeq and is a predicted model, not a curated record.
AUGGCGACUUUAUCUCCCGAUGUCCGCUAUUCUACUCUCAAAUCGCUCAAGCUCACCUGCCCCUCCGCCGAAGUGAUCGAAGAACCACAAUCUGUAUCGACCAUUGAAUCGCCUGUUAUGGAGCAACAAGGCUACCCAUUCCCCGAAGUUGGAGACGAAUGGUCGGACGAGGAGGUCCUGAUCCCCAGGCAUAGACGGAAGGCGCCAUAUAUACCACCACUAAAGUUCGAGAAAGUUACCGCUACAUCAGCCGAAGACACAUCGUCUGAUGAGUCUUCAGCAUCACCUCGCCCGCACCAACUAAGCGCGACUAUCAGCCCCCUCGUACCACCGAAAAGUCCAUCGCGACCGGACGCGUCGAGGGGUAAUAGUCAAGAUGAUCUCAUACAGCGGUACUAUCAUGUCACAAAAGAACGAGAUGCGCUGAGGAAAGAGCUACAAAGGAGGAGCAUGGGUCCGCAUGGGUUACCCGCGAAACGUACGGUCCUGUACAAGUCGGAAGAAAAUACUUUGGUUGAAGAGCUCCACGCGCUGCGAUAUGAGAUCCGGAUAUGGAGCGAGGAGUAUUUUGGUGGGCCUAUCAAGGCCACGAGCAAGCGACCGCAUCUUCACAGAGCAAAGGAGCUGUUUGGGAACCUUACAGACAACUAUCAGAUGUAUCUGAAGGAUCCGGAGGAACGACCACUUCUCAUACAGGCGUACGUGUGGAUGAAGCUGCAACAGAAGAUCUUCAACAAUUGGCAGAAAGGCAGCGGAUACAUCUGGGCAGGCAAAUUGGGAGAUAGGAAGCUGCGUGAGAUCAACGACACGUUGCGCAAGGCUGUCAAGAACGAGGCCGAGGCCGAAGAGUACCACCAAUGGCGCGCCAUGACCGUAAACCUCCUGGUUCCUCAAGUAGACGGCAAAUGGCGUCCCACUUUCGAUGCUGCUCCCGUCUUAAAACGAAUAUCCCGUUUCUGCAGUCGCAUGCGUCGCAAACUGCGGCCCUGGUCUACACACUCCUUGCGUAAAGGGAAGGAACAACUGGGAACAAUCAUAUCAGCGUCUGUUGCAUUAGACUUGAAGAUGAAGCGCCAGCUUGCCGACUAUCGAUUUGUUACAUUUACUGGCGGCAAGAAGGACCAAUACUGGGGCUAUGGAUUCUAUGACAGCGAAAUGGAAGACGUAUAUGAAGAUGAUGACGAAAAUAGCAGCGGCGGGUAUGGAGUCAACGGCAGCGCAAAGGGCAGAAGAGUAGAACUGGCACUUGCGCCUGCACUCGAACGAUGCGGUAAUGCUAAUGGACAUGUCUUUGAUCAAAGUUUCAUGAUGGUAAAGGCGGAUGUGAGCUGUAAGAGACUGGAGAAGCCGAAGAAAGAGAAGAAACAACAGCCUAGGUCAAGAGGGGGUGACAGCAAGGGCUUCUCGCUGCGCACAUGGAAGUAG